Molecule: messenger RNA, 1158 nt
Organism: Nymphalis io (European peacock)
Lineage: Eukaryota; Metazoa; Arthropoda; Insecta; Lepidoptera; Nymphalidae
Gene: Cyp6ab5
Product: cytochrome P450 6B7-like
Exons: 4
Coding region: 1-1158 (385 amino acids)
Molecular function (GO): iron ion binding; monooxygenase activity; heme binding
Source: RefSeq, a predicted model, not a curated record
AUGGCUACGGAAACGUAUAGAAAAUAUCCUAAUGAGAAAGUUGUAGGUUUUUUUAGAAGUACUUCACCAGAGCUAGUGAUAAGAGAUCCUGAAUUAGUUAAAAGGAUAUUGAUUACGGACUUUCAACAUUUCCACGACAGAGGAUUUAAUAAAUAUAAAAAAUCGACUGAACCGUUACUGAAGAAUUUAUUUUUUGCCGAUGGGGACUUGUGGAAGUUGAUUCGAAAAGGUUUUAGUCAAUCUUUCAGCACUGGUAAAAUAAAAACAAUGUUUUCCAUAAUUACUGACAGGGCUGAGAACCUUCAAUUACAAGCGACAAAAAUGGCUGAAUUAGAAUAUUAUGAUAUGCGGGAACUAAUUGCAAGGUAUACAACUGACUUUAUUGAGGAAUUGGAAAUUGCAAUGGUUGAUUUAGUUAAGAAAAUACUUAAAAGUAGAAACUACAUGCCAUCAGGAAAAAAUGAUUUCGUAGAUUUGAUGUUAGAAAUAAAGAGAAAAGUUGAACUGGAAUUAGACGACCUUAUAUUGACCGCUCAAUGCUUUGUAUUUUUUGGUGCUGGUUUUGAAACAUCGUCAAUUAGCGCUAGUUAUACGUUACACAAACUAGCAUAUAAUAUGGAGUAUCAGAAAAAAGUGCAAGCAGAGAUUGAUAGAAUACUACCAAAAUAUAACAAUAAGUUGACUUAUGAAGCUAUUAAUGAAUUGAACACUUUAGAAAAGGCAUUUUAUGAAGCGUUGAGAAUAUUUCCGCCCGUUGCAUUUCUUAUAAGAGAAUGUACAUCACCGACAUACACAUUCCCUGAAAUCAAUCUAACAAUAGAUGAGGGGGUGAUAGUUAUUAUACCUGUGAAAGCUUUACAUAAUGAUGAAAAAUAUUUUUACGAACCAGAAAAGUUCAAUCCAGACAGAUUUGAUUCUGCAAAUGAGUAUAAAAAUAACAUGUUCUUACCAUUUGGAGAUGGCCCACGUGCAUGUGUAGCUGCAAGAUUAGGAAAGGUCUUGGCUAUGACUGGUAUUGCUGCUAUUUUACAGAAGUUCACUGUAGAACCAUGUGCCGAAAGCAGGCUACAUCCUAUACCUACACCUAUGGCGACUGUAUCUGAAAGUUUCGUCGGUGGAUUGCCGCUGAAACUAAUUAAAAGAACUAAAAGCCUUUGA